This is a messenger RNA of Planococcus citri (citrus mealybug), 4788 nucleotides long. RefSeq names its product rho guanine nucleotide exchange factor 15-like. The record is from RefSeq and is a predicted model, not a curated record. The transcript has 16 exons. Lineage: Eukaryota; Metazoa; Arthropoda; Insecta; Hemiptera; Pseudococcidae. Bases 629 to 3646 code for a protein of 1005 amino acids. Gene Ontology annotation, molecular function: protein binding; guanyl-nucleotide exchange factor activity. Gene Ontology annotation, biological process: activation of GTPase activity.
GAACUAGCGGCCACCAUCGAGUACCGAGCCGAGCGGAGUAGUAGGGCAGUGAACACUCGGCAGUGCACGGCGGCGUGUCGUGGCUAUAUCGCGCGUCCGCUCCGCAGUUGGAAGUUGAAAAAUAGUGAAAGUUGUUGCCAUAAUGACGAGUCUCGUUUGCAUCUGUGUUCGCGUUCGUCAUCGAAUGCGAGUUGGAUAAUGAAAAGCAUUACUUUUGUCUCAACCUGUACGAUUACCAUCAGCAUCAGCGCCAGUUCGCCAGUACCGUCGACCAUCGACCAUCUUACGUGAUUGUUGCGGCGUUCAAAGUGUAUGUGCGUAUCGUAGAUAGGUAUAUAUCGCGAAUCUGUAUACCUUGUGGCUGUGCUUGGCCACUGGCCAAGUGGCCAGAUCUUUUGUUUGCUUCGCGUCUUGUGUGACGUUUUCGAUCAAAGCAAUUUGUUAAGUGCGUCUGCAGAGCUUGGCGACAAGCACGCGAGUGAGGACCCACUUGUCUGCUGGGAUCAUCCACCACAACAGACGAACAGUACCUAGUGCCAGACAGAGAGUCCAGCAGUCUACGAGCACAUCCACUUGAUAGUUGUUGAGAAAAACGCAGAGAAAAGUGACAACCGAUAACCGAUGUCCGAUGACCGCGUGGACGUAUUGCAAUGCAGCCGAACCCAUGCACGUGCAGACGCCACCGCAGCCGUCCAAAUACACGCGCUCGCACUCCGAUUGGCUAUUGCAUCAGCAGCGGCAACCGUCGGCGUCGUACCGAAGCCGAAAGUCCUUCGUGAGCACAGAUGGCGGCUGCCAUGGUCACACCGAUCCUGCUCCUGCAUCUGCACCUAAAGCCAUCGUGCAUCCGCCAUCUUUCAGAAAUUCCGCCGCUGCACGACAAGUUUCCAUAUGCGCCGGCACCGGAUCGACUCGCAGUACAAUUUAUAUCGUCUCCGAUGAACCGAAUCUAUGUCAAUAUGAGCGUAACUUGUCGCGAAAGCAACUCACCAGUGACGACGGCGACAGCUUGCAUAAAAACGUCACUGUUUUGCGAUCGGUGUUGUAUUUGAUGCCGAAUUACGAAGCUCAAGAGAUCAGUACGUUGUUUACGGCAGACGACGCUAAUGCUGAUGGAUUUGGCGAUGGUUUGACCAAUUUGAAAAUGUACCACAAAGAAAGCACUGCUGCCGGCGGCGAUUAUUUCCACGAAGACCUGUGCGAUGAUUUCGACGACACGUCAUCCGAAGACAAUGAUUAUCCAUCGCCAGAAAAAGCCCACCGUUCACCUCCUCCAAGUUCGCGAGCUAUGGAUAAGAAUUCAUUGCCGAACGUUCCAUCAUCGCAAAACAUUCACGAAUUCAUGAAGAAAGCCAGGAAAACUGUGAGGAAAAGUUUGAGCUCGCUCAAUCAGCAGAUGCGAAGAAGCAGCAUGCAGGUACACAAUGUUAUCACCACCGCCAGGUCACAGUCUCAGCCACAGCUGCCCAUUCAAGACCAGAUCCAAGAUAAAGCAGGCUCGCAAGGUAGUCAAAGCGACAAUCAUUCGAACGGUGCCUUGGCGAAAUUGAAAAAUGCCACCGGCUCGGUACGAUGGACGUCAAUCAAAACCAAACUACGACCAAAAUAUUCGACCGUCAGUGCGGCCAAUGCUCCUUCAAUUUUCUACUUGAAUCCGGAAGACCUUCGUUUCAACGUACCCACCAAUAAAAAAAAUGAUGAUGCGAAUGCCUUCGAAAGAGAUGGAGAAAAAUUAACGCCUCGUAUGCGAAGAAGAACCACUUGCUUGGAUUUUAAUGCGACCAGACCUCGGCCGUCAUCUCCACCUCCGCCACCACCUGUUUGUACUGGCGCAGCUCCUGCCAAUACACCACGACAACAUGCAGAUGGAAAUUCUCAUACCGACUGCGAUCGCAAUCAAGAUCUCAAGCAACAAGCUGCUAUCCAGAAGCGCGAUAGUAUCGCAACGAGUGAUGUCUCACGUUCGCCUCUCAGUUCGUCCAAUUCAGAUUUGAAUGUGAGUUCGUGUUCUGAUUUGCGGUCAAGAUUUGCUGACGAGCCGUUAUAUCAAUUUUAUACCGAAUCUGUAACUCAGCUGACUACGAAUGCGUCGAUGCGCGAACACGACUCAAACAAUUCGGAUGAUGAUGGUUACGCAGAAAUCAGUUCAUCGACGAGCAGGCCUUCGGCUAUGGAACUGAUUACACCGUGUCCCAACGGCCAUGGCCAGUAUCGUUCGUUAUGGUGCGAAGUGGACGAAGUGAAACACAGUGGAAUUUUGGAACGGCUCAGCAUCAGCCAGCAAAAGCUUCAGGAGGCCAAGUUUGAAGUGAUCACUUCGGAAGCGUCUUAUUAUAAAUCGCUAUCGGUGUUGGAUAAAUUAUUCGCCAACGAUACGCGAUUACGCGACCAAAAUUUACUUUGCAAAAACGAUUGGAAAAUAUUGUUUGGAAAUGUUGCAGCUGUGAGAAAAUGCUCGGGAAUGUUACUAUCGGAUUUAGAGAAAUGUUGGCAAGACGACAUAAUGCUAGCUGGUUUGAGCGAUGUGAUUUACGAGCACGCGUCGAAAAAUUUCAAAAUUUUCGUCAAAUAUUGCUCCAAUCAAAUUUAUAUAGAUCGAACAUUGAAAAAACUCAGGAAGGACAAUGUAGCUUUUGUGGAAUUGAUCAACAGAUUGGAAGCGGAUCCUAUUUGCCAGUCUUUGAGCCUGCAUUCUUUUUUAAUGCUACCUAUGCAACGAAUCACCAGAAUGCCUUUACUAGUGGACGCCAUUUUUUCAAAAUUACAUCCGAUACACGACCAGCCCGAUUAUAAAACUUUCAAAACUACUCUAGCCAAAUUGAACAAGAUUGUCAAAGAGUGUAAUGAAAAUGCCAGAAAAUUCGAACGAUACGAAGAAAUGCUUUUACUCAGUCAACAGUUGGAAUUUUCGCGCAAGGACGUUAAAAUGUUUUCGGUCGCUUCGAGUUCGCGAUGGUUAGUCAAAUCUGGCCCUUUGACGUAUUUAAAUCCACCCGACGCCAAGCUUACCAUCACACGCAAGUUGACCAAAAAUACCAUCAAAUUUUAUUUCUUCCUGUUCAACGAUAUACUUGUCAUUGCCAAGAAGAAAAGCGAGGACAGCUAUGCGGUAGUGGACUAUUGUUUAAGAAACGUAAUGCAAAUGAACCUACUGGAUGAUUCGCACUCAUCGUCAUCAUCAUCGCAGCCGAGUUUAGUCAAUCUGUAUUUGCCGCAUCGAUAUCUGCUAUUGCUGACAAUUUUGGAAAAUCACGAGGGUAAAAUGAUCGAAAUGGUUUUAAGCUGUGAUUCGGAUUCGACUCGUCAACGAUGGUUGGAAGCUUCGUAUUCUCGUCUAACCUCCGAUAAUCCCGAAGAGAAAUUGUACGAAGAAUGGGACUGUCCGCAAGUGUUGACUGUGCACGAUUACACCGCCAAUCAACCCGACGAAUUGUCAUUGCAAAAUGGAGACGUUGUCAAAGUACUGAAAAAAACCACUGAUGGUUGGUACCACGGCGAAAGAAUACGAGACGGAAUUAUAGGUUGGUUUCCUGGAAACUAUACCGUCGAAGUCGCUUCGCAACAUACGCGAGCUAAGAAUUUAAAAUUACGUCAUCGAUUAUUAACUUUAUCGGCCGAUUUUUUGCACAAUCAACAACAAAAGUAAUCACCACAGCAGAAGCCGAUUAAAAGUAUCGUUGAUGGUCAAAUUUUUCAAAUUUUUGUGGGCCUGUACGAAUACCUGGCAGGAGUUCAAGUCACAUCCGUCGACGAUUAGAUAAAUAUUCUUACUCAUUAUUAUCGUCGUCAUCGUCAUCGUAACGAUAAAUUACCUAUUUCUUUAAAAUUAUCAUUAUUAUUGUUCUUCGUUUUAUUUAUCUCGUAAGUUUUCGCUACUGUGAUACAAUUUCUACCUACUUAUUUUAAUCUAAAAAUACUCUUAUCGCCAUUUCUUUUUUGUUUCCAUUUUUUUUUCUCGUUUUUAAUUUUUUUUACUCUCAUUUUUCAUUAUUGGCUUAUGGCUUACGUCUGCAAACACCGCAGGUACCACCGAAUAAAUUACCUACUUAACACUUACAUAAGGUUAUAUUACGCAUGUCGCAUACCGAAUGUUAUCUUUGUUUAUAUUUUUACAUUUCGUUUACAUACAGAUUAGGUACCUACUUCUUGAGAUGAAAAAGAAAUGUAUUCUCGAUUCGAUGGGGGGGGGAGGGGGGUUGCCCGUCCACAAAUUUCCAUGUCGGUUUACGGUCACAGUUCAAAAAUUGAUUCCCAAUAAAAAUAAGACGACUUGAGGAAUUCGUAAAAUCAUUUUUCGAAAAAUUUCACAUUUCGAUUUUUUUUUUGUCUACAGCUUUUUACCGGACCUGUAGUCGUUUAUUUUGAAAACAAGAACACGUCUCAUCAUUUUUCAUUUUUAUAUGCCCCGUUUAAAUUUCACAUACCUAUACUUACGCGUAAGUACCUACCUAAUUAAUUACUUAAUUAGGUACUCGGGCGUUAAUGUUAGUCAACAUUGUUAACCAGGUAUAUGUUUAUUAUUCAUUUAUGCGUUCUUAUUUGAAUUACUCGUAGGUAGCCAUAGCCAUAGCCACGUAGUACGUGAUGCCCAGUAAUUCAUUAUGUUUCAGUACCUCUGCGCGUUUACCUAUUUUAGUCAUCGAAAAUGGUUUAUCUUUAAGUAGCUAACUAGUAGUAGCUUUAAUUUGACGUAUUUAUUCUUUUUUAAAUGUCUACUUAUCUUAUAAGUAUGAAAUUUUCGUUUAUCGUAUGGUAGUCAACCAAAUAAAGGUGCUCGUUUUCCUUUUU